Leptonychotes weddellii (Weddell seal) is the source of this 1469-nucleotide messenger RNA. Lineage: Eukaryota; Metazoa; Chordata; Mammalia; Carnivora; Phocidae. The record is from RefSeq and is a predicted model, not a curated record.
CUCGCCGCCUGCAGCUCAGCCCAUGGGAGAGCAGCGUUGUUAACAGACUGCUGACGCCCACACAUUCGUUCCUGGCCAGAAGUAAAAGCACAGCAGCCUUGUCUGGAGAUACAGCAUCUUGCAGCCCCAUCAACAUCAUGCCCUCCAAAGCUGCACACUCUAGAAAUCUGACGGAUCGGCCAAAAUUCUUGGUAACGCCACCGGAGGGCUCGGCGCGAAGGAGGACGGCUCACGGCACCGCGGGCUAUAAAAGAGAGAGGGACAGAGAAAACCUACCGUUCCAUCCCACAUCUGGCAUUCGGAGAGCGCUAUCUCCUUCUCAUCCCAAAGCAAGAUCACCAGCUCCCUCCCGACUUUGGCUGCCAUCCAGAUCCUUUCCUCAUCUGCCUGGCACACCCAGGCCAACCUCCUCCUUGCCUCCCGGAUCAGUCAAAGAUGGCCCUGCUCAGGUCCGGCCCCCAUCCCCUGGCAACAUCCGCCCUGUCAAGAGAGAAGUCAGAGUGGAACCUGAGAGGAAAGACCCCGAGAGGGAACCCCAGAAUGUUGCCAAUGAGCCAUCACUUAAGGGCAGAACACCUUUAGUGAAGGUGGAAGAAGCCACAGUUGAAGAGGGGACACCUGCCGAGCCGGAGGCUGCUCCUGCUGCUUCAGCCCCAGCCCCAGCCCCAGCCCCAGCAUCGGCCCCCGCUCCAGCGCCGGUCCCAGCCCCAGCGUCAGCCCCAGCCCCAGGCCCAGCGUCAGCCCCAGCCUCGCCAUACACUGUGACUGCCGCCGCUUCUCCCAAGACCUCCGCAGGCACCACCGACCCAGAAGAGGCCACGAGGCUGCUAGCUGAGAAGAGGCGGCUGGCCCGAGAGCAGAGAGAGAAGGAGGAAAGAGAGAAGAGGGAGAAGGAAGAGCUGGGAAGACAAAAGAGAGAGGAGCUGGCGCAGAAGGUGGCGGAGGAGCGGGCUCGGCGGGAGGAGGAAUCCCGCCGGCUGGAGGCUGAGCAGGCCCGGGAGAGGGAAGAGCAGCUGCGGCGGCAGGCGGAGGAGCGGGAGCGGCGCGAGCGCGAGGACCAGGAGCGCGCCCAGAAGCAGAAGGAAGAAGAAGCUCGCCUUCGUGAGGAAGCAGAGAGGGUUCGGCAGGAGCGAGAGAAGCAUUUCCAGAGAGAAGAGCAGGAGCGCCUGGAAAGGAAAAAGCGACUCGAGGAGAUUAUGAAAAGAACCAGGAGAACAGAAGCUACAGAUAAGAAACCUGUUGAUCAGAGAAAUGGAGAUAUAACCAAGGGAGCUCUCCCUGAAGGACCAGUGGUAUCUGCACUUCCAUGUAUGACAAACUCUCCAGGAAAUGGAGAACCAAUGAGCAGCCCACAUGCGGUCACCUCACACCAAUCGACAGUGACUGUGGAGAGGGAUGAAGCCUAUAUUAUUUCCGCUCUGAAGUUUAGUGAUAGUUUUCCUGAAAAGCUAGGAGCUAAGCAGCCAUAA